This is a messenger RNA of Pecten maximus, 1317 nucleotides long. RefSeq lists its product as uncharacterized. The transcript is spliced from 4 exons. Lineage: Eukaryota; Metazoa; Mollusca; Bivalvia; Pectinida; Pectinidae. Bases 116 to 619 code for a protein of 167 amino acids. The record is from RefSeq and is a predicted model, not a curated record.
CCUCUACCUGGUAGACGUCAUAAGCCAGGUUAUUUUGAAAUACCCUGUACAGGCACACGGAACAAGGAACAGUUAACCGGACUCUCUUGGUGUGAUCGGUGGGAUUUGUGAAAAUAUGAACGGAUUCCACACUUUAACUUAUGGGAAAAUGAACGCCCUCAACACUCUUGUUUCCAUUCUCUUUAUCUUGGUGUCGUUUCUAGGUUCAGUGGCAGAGGGAGUCCGAAUCCGUACCUACUAUACCAGAUACUACUCCUACCGAUAUUACUACUACUAUGACUAUACCACCUAUACUCUUUCUGCAGGGGUGAUAGCAGGCAUUGUGAUUGGCUGUCUUGUGGCCGUGGCAUUCCUGGUAGGAGCUAUCAUUCUGUGUUGUGUGUGCUGCUGCGGACAGAGAAGAAACCAAGCCCAGGCCGGACGGGUCAUUGUAGCUCAGAACAACUCCUCAGUGCCCGUCGUCAGUACCACUCAUACUAGUGCUACAGUUGCCUACUACCCUACCGCACCAGGAACAGGAAGUGCCUCACACCAACAUGCGUACUCCGCUCCUCCACCCUCAUAUUCCCAGGUGGCGUCGGAGGGCAACGUGAACUUAGGUUUCCAGGAAAACAAAUAAAAGAUGAUGCAUCAACCCCCAUGCUGAACACAUGUUGGUGAACUGUGAUGGACAAUACACGGUGUAUAUAUUUGAAUGAAAUUGUAUCAAACUUUGCCUGGAUACAGGGAUACCACAACAGUUAUUCUUUAACGACUAUAACAGGAUUUUGAUGCUAUUAGAAGAAAAUGAAGUUCCUCUCUUCAAAUCAAUCAAAUCAGUGCAUAAGAUCUUUAGUUGCAUUCAUCUUUAAUAUACAAUAUCAAGAUAAUUGAUUCCAAUUAUUUAUUUGAAAAUCUCUCCAUUAUAUUAAAUACAUAUAUGAAUAUAGUUGUUGAAGCUGAUAAGUGUCCUUUUUAUAGAAAAGAUAUCCUUUAUUUUGAUCUCCACCAUAUCAAACUUACCCACCUAAAACGACAACAUCUAGGCCCUUCAUCAAGAGAACAUUCGGAUACAAUGUGUCAUAUACUGGCAGAUACAAGUCAGUUGAGUAUAAAGAUUCUAAAAAUGAUCAUAAGGAAAUCAAAGAAUCUAGAAUGUAUACCAUAGUCAUAAUGGGAUAGAGUUGGAUACUUUUACUUCAAAUUCUUAACACUAAAUAUUUUAUGUCAUAUCAGAUUUUACUACUGGUGAUAUUUAAAGGCACACAUUAAUUCCAUGUUUCAUAUUCUACUUGAGAACAAACUGCAAUAAAUGAAUACAUGUGUAUCAAAACAAAA